AAGUAAUUCAUGAAUGAAACACGUAAAACGCUUUAUGUGUGAUACAUAAAUCGUGCAGCUAAAUGCACCUUGAAAUGAAAAGAAGAAGUAGAUCAUAAUGAGAUCAUAAGAACAAGACAGUGAAAGUGAGGCGGGUCCUCAACACAAACCCGAGAGUUAUGCCGAAUUAUGAAUCAAGUUUUUGGGGGUAUCGUUAAUGCGAAAUAUUGCACAAUAUCUGCGGCCGUAUGUAUAUAAAGCAAUUCCACAAUUCAAUUGUAUCAUUACCAGUUCAAUCAUCAUAAAAAUGUCUCUUAGGUAUAUUGUAUUCGCCGCCUUUGUCGCUGUGGCUAAUGCUGGAGCAAUUGGAUAUAAUUUACCUGCGGCUCACGUGCAAUACGCUGCUGCCCCAGCAGUGACAUACGCCGCGGCCGCUCCAGCUCAUUACGCCCACGCUCCAGUGCACUAUGCUCACGGUCCCGCCGUCGCUUAUUCUCAUGCUCCCGCUGCAUAUGCAGCUCCAAUUGCAAAAGCUGUUGUUGCCGAAGAGUACGAUGCCAAUCCCCAAUACUCGUACGCUUACGAUAUUCAAGAUGCUGUAACUGGUGAUAGCAAAAACCAACACGAGACCCGCAACGGAGAUGUUGUCAGUGGAAGCUACUCCGUUGUUGAUCCAGAUGGUGUCAAAAGAACCGUUGAGUACACAGCUGAUCCUCAUAACGGAUUCAAUGCAGUGGUCCACAGAGAACCGCUUGGUGUUGCCGUUAAAGCUGUAGCGCCAGUAGCAGCUCCAUUAGCCUAUGCUGCACCUGUAGCUAAAUAUGCAGCAGCUCCGGUUGCAUAUGCUGCACCUGUCGCCAAAUACGCAGCAGCUCCCGUAGCUUAUGCUGCACCCGUAGCUAAAUAUUAUCACUAGGUUUAAUGAAUCGAUCUGGUCUUGUACAUAACUUAUUAUAAAUAAAUAUUUAUGAACAUAAA
This is a messenger RNA of Photinus pyralis (common eastern firefly), 957 nucleotides long. RefSeq names its product larval cuticle protein A3A-like. Lineage: Eukaryota; Metazoa; Arthropoda; Insecta; Coleoptera; Lampyridae. The transcript is spliced from 3 exons. Gene Ontology annotation, cellular component: extracellular matrix. The record is from RefSeq and is a predicted model, not a curated record. Bases 197 to 895 code for a protein of 232 amino acids.